Cydia strobilella is the source of this 479-nucleotide messenger RNA. RefSeq names its product piercer of microtubule wall 1 protein. Gene Ontology annotation, cellular component: axonemal microtubule. Lineage: Eukaryota; Metazoa; Arthropoda; Insecta; Lepidoptera; Tortricidae. The transcript has 3 exons. Bases 78 to 443 code for a protein of 121 amino acids. Gene Ontology annotation, biological process: axoneme assembly. The record is from RefSeq and is a predicted model, not a curated record.
UUUGUUUGAUUAUUGGGAACAAUUUUACGAGCGAGCGAUUGUAUUUUUGCUUAUUUUGUUAAUUUUCUGCUAUUUUUAUGAUGAGCGAUCACCAAGGGGGACAGAACGAGAAGUCGGCACCUGGAUUUUGUUCAGCGACGUGCGUGGACAAAGUGUGCCUUCAGAGAGAGCUCCAGAAACCUGAGCCUAAAACAUCGGAUUUCUUUGCUACUUGCAACUUGCCAAAAAGAUUCGAACAUCCACACUGGUUCAAUGGCUACGGCAGUCAAGUGAGUAAGCAACAUCCGUUCUAUCGGACGAGCGCCAGCGAAUACGGAUGGUAUGCUCCAGGACCCCACUCUGUACCCUUGCAGUAUCACCCGAAGAUACAAUCGUUUACGAACAAUCUGGCGCAGUUUGGGAUGUACCGCAACUAUUCGCUUAAUACCGCCCUUGACCAUUAAAUGAGCUCUAAUAACCGUGAAAUUGCUUUUUGAGGU